AUUUAGUUGAGGAGUUUCACUUCAUUAGCAACUACUCUUACUAGCAGAGUAGGUUUAAGCAUCCCAAUGUAAAUAACGUUUAUUUUUUCUCUCUCUUCUUUCUCACAUAAAUCGACGUCCUUCAAUCUUCUCAACUCACAACUUUCUACAUUUCUCUCUCUAAUCUCUUCUUUCUACAAUGGCGUCUGAUUUCAGCGACAAGGGUGGUCAAGAUUUAUGUCGCAUUUUGGUUCUGAACGAUGAAGGUCCAGGAACAGCCAAUGUGCAAAGUGGGUUGCAGCUGCAAAGUCAGACAUGUGUGGAUGGUUCAGUGAUUUGCCACAAACCAGUUGACCUUCAAACUUCAGACCCAUUUCCACCUUGCGUAGUCACCGUUGAUAUCGAGAAGGGUGCUACCGAUGUAUCAAAAAUUGAUCAUGAAACUUGCGGGAGUAUCAAAACUGAGAUUUCAUUAACUAAACCACUACGAAGACAAAACAGCUUACAGACAGGUGGAGAAUCCAUACCACCUAUAAUGAACCACAUCCUAAUGUUGCUCAAGUUUGAUGAUAAAGAGAAACAAGCAAUGGAAAAGACGCAUGAUGCUACCAAUAACCGAUGGAGAAAGUAUAAACGUCCAGGUUUAUUUGAUUCACGACAGAUUGUUCUCCUAUUCUCCAUUCUGUCGAGUAUGGGGACAAUACUGUUGAUUUUUCUGACACUAAGAGUUAGACAAGUCAGUGAUGGCCUUAUUCAUGGCUGAGAGAGAUGCCGAACCUUUUUUUUUUUUUUUCAUUUCAGAUCAUAAUCUUCUGUUUCUAUUUAAUUAUUACUGUUCUUUGGCAUCUGUAUCUUCUCUUGCUUGGGCUUUAUCUCAAUUUUCCUGUGUAAAUAUAGCCAGUUAAGUGUUUGCUGCA
Messenger RNA from Beta vulgaris subsp. vulgaris (sugar beet), 896 nucleotides. RefSeq lists its product as hypothetical. The transcript has 5 exons. NCBI's taxonomy places the organism in Eukaryota, Viridiplantae, Streptophyta, Magnoliopsida, Caryophyllales, Amaranthaceae. Bases 179 to 742 code for a protein of 187 amino acids. The record is from RefSeq and is a predicted model, not a curated record.